Fopius arisanus is the source of this 1257-nucleotide messenger RNA. RefSeq names its product protein-L-isoaspartate(D-aspartate) O-methyltransferase-like. Gene Ontology annotation, cellular component: cytoplasm. The transcript is spliced from 6 exons. Gene Ontology annotation, molecular function: protein-L-isoaspartate (D-aspartate) O-methyltransferase activity. The record is from RefSeq and is a predicted model, not a curated record. The coding region runs from base 545 to 1234 and encodes 229 amino acids. Lineage: Eukaryota; Metazoa; Arthropoda; Insecta; Hymenoptera; Braconidae. Gene Ontology annotation, biological process: protein modification process.
AAUGCUUACAUUACAAAUAAUCUACCACAAUCUUCCACAUACGAAAGAGCAAGGGUGCAAUAUAUAGGAGCUUCGUUUAAAUCUCCGAAAUUUGAUCAAGGAUCUAUUAUCGAAGCCGCGGGGAUAUUAUUACGAAUUACCAGUUCGAAUUUCAUCAUGACGAUUCAUUUUUUUAAAAUUUACCUAAAAAUAAGUUAAACGUGCGUCAAAUGCUUCGUUUACUCGGAGAUCAGUUUCUUGUGAUCGUUAUUUACAACUCGAGACACUACUUCCAGUAGAUUGCAAAUUUACUCAAUGAUUAAUUCAAAUGUCUGAUAAUGAGUUUUGAAUUUGAUUUAUCCCGUUUAUUCGAUAGUUGCGGAGGUUCUAAUCUCUGUAUAAUUGUGUGGCGACAGAGACUGUCAUAAAUUAUAAGUGUUGUUAUUUUAUUUGAGAGGGAAAUGAAAAUUAAUGACGAUAUGGAGGGAAAAAUGUAUUUUUGCCAUGUACGGCGCAAUUUUCAAAGGCAGAAUUUUUAUAAUUGUCGAAUCCCUCUCGAAAUACGAUGGCAUGGCGUUGCAGUGGAACAACAAAUCAAGAGAUGAUAGCGAAACUGAAACAAAGUACAAUUUUAACAUCGGAGAGAGCUGAGGCCGCGAUGCUCGCAAUUGACAGAGGAAAGUACUGCCACGAAUCCGAUCCAUACCUGGACCGCCCCAGGAGAAUAGGCUACAACGUAACCAUCAGUGCCCCCCACAUGCACGCUUAUGCGCUAUCGAUACUCACAGAGCACCUGAAGGAGGGAUCCAGAGCCCUGGACGUGGGUUCUGGUUCUGGUUAUUUGACUGCUUGCAUGGGGUUCAUGGUGGGAGCUACAGGAAGAGUUAUUGGGGUCGAGCAUAUUCCUGAGCUCGUGGAGAUUGGGGAGAGAAACGUCAGGGAAGAUUGUCCAGAGUUCAUUGACGAUGGACGAAUCAAGUUUGUGGAGGCUGACGGACGAGCCGGAUACCCCCAGGCAGCUCCUUACGAUGCCAUCCACGUGGGAGCUGCUGCUGAAAAAAUUCCUGAUGAGUUGGUGAAACAAUUAGCUGCUGGGGGUCGUCUCAUCCUUCCAGUGGUGACCAUCGAGGGCUUCGAAAAGUACCAGGACCUGGUGCAGAUCGAUAAAGACCAGGAUGGCACCGUUAAAACCAAAAAGCUCAUGCACGUCUCUUACGUACUCCUCACUGAUCCCAAUACUCAAUUACAUCAUUAGAAUUUGAAGCUGUUCCCCUUCCC